CCCUCUCUUCAGCAGCCAUGGCUCAUUCUGCCUGCCUUUUGAGAUCGUUUCGCUUCCAGGUGGUGGUGAUUCGAUUGAGAGUAGGUAAAAAUGGUGGAGAGAACACAGGGAAGGAAAGAAGAGGUCGUGACGAGAGAGUACACCAUCAACCUCCACAAGCGGCUCCAUGGCUGCACAUUCAAGAAGAAGGCUCCUAAAGCCAUCAAAGAAAUAAGAAAUUUUGCAAAGAAAGCGAUGGGCACAAGUGACGUGCGGGUUGAUGUGAAGCUGAACAAGCAUAUUUGGAGUCGGGGCAUCCGGAGUGUACCGAGGAGGAUUCGAGUUAGGAUUGCUCGCAAGAGGAACGAAGAUGAAGAUGCAAAAGAAGAGCUCUAUUCUCUGGUUACUGUCGCCGAAAUUCCCCCCGAAGGCCUUAAGGGGCUCGGAACUCAGGUAGUUGAUGAGGAGGAGGAAUAAAAAUGUAUUCUUCUUUUUGUCUUUUACAUUGUUUCUUGACAUGUUAUAUUAUUAUGCAUUUUUGGUUUAUUUUUAGUUUUGUUUGUCUGUGACAGAGUGCUUUUUUCUUUCUUAAUGUUCUUGGAUAGUUAGUUUUUGAGUUGAAAUAUGGUUCUGGAUUUAAUGUUCUCUUGAUGAAUUAAGCAUUAUUGGAUAUAAUUUAUUUUUUAGGGUGGUGGAAAAUUAA
Messenger RNA from Andrographis paniculata, 682 nucleotides. RefSeq names its product 60S ribosomal protein L31-like. The transcript is spliced from 3 exons. Gene Ontology annotation, molecular function: structural constituent of ribosome. Gene Ontology annotation, cellular component: ribosome; cytosolic large ribosomal subunit. Gene Ontology annotation, biological process: cytoplasmic translation. The record is from RefSeq and is a predicted model, not a curated record. Bases 91 to 456 code for a protein of 121 amino acids. NCBI's taxonomy places the organism in Eukaryota, Viridiplantae, Streptophyta, Magnoliopsida, Lamiales, Acanthaceae.